This is a messenger RNA of Ramularia collo-cygni, 1689 nucleotides long. RefSeq lists its product as uncharacterized. The transcript has a single exon. The record is from RefSeq and is a predicted model, not a curated record. NCBI's taxonomy places the organism in Eukaryota, Fungi, Ascomycota, Dothideomycetes, Mycosphaerellales, Mycosphaerellaceae. The coding region runs from base 1 to 1689 and encodes 562 amino acids.
AUGGAGUACAACGCGCAUUCACACAUCUCCAUCGCUACAUCAGCCAACAAGGAGCAGCAGCCAUGGUCGGAAGCGGAUGUCUGUGGAAGAGAGGAGUUAUCGCACUGGGACAAGCAGCAAGAAAYCAUCAAGAGGAUCGACUAUCAUCACGCCAAGUGGAUCGAGGCAUGCAAUGACCUACAAGUGCUCAACUCGCCCCCCGAAGAAGCCGAGCGAUCGCCUUCCGCCGACUCCGGUAUAUCGAUGAGCAGCCCUCCGAAGCCAUCCUUUAUGAGGCCUACGCAAGCAUUCAAGCACAAGACACUUACGGAUACGCCACUCGAACUGAUCAACUGUUCAUCCGGUCUCACUGCCGCAGGUGACUCGAGUCCGAAAAAAUCACGAUUUCAGCCUCGAGAGAAGCACAUCAGAGACGAGAGUAUUAUGAGGGAUACUGAGGCCUCGCGUCUUAAGAAGCUCUCUUCUCACGGCAAAUCUCCACUCCAGCGGACUGGAGGAGCCUGCGACGACCAGAGCUGGCGAGAUCUUGGGAUUGAAUUCACGGAAACCUGGAUCUCCUCCGACAGUAAGCGUAGCAGCGACUCGGACGAAUACGGGAACCAAAAGCCAAAGAAGUGUUCCGACUGCGAAGCGCGCGCUGCAGCCGAAUGCGCUGAAUGCAAGGAUCGAGUGAAAGCUGGGUUCAGACCCUUUUGCUCGAAAUGCUAUGCUCAGGAGCUGGAGUACGCCGAUCUGCUCGCCAGGACUCGACCCGUUAAAAACAUGCCAGAAGCACCAGAGGAGAAUCGAGGUCCGAUUCCUUACGACAUCCAGCUCGACUAUCAGCAACGAUGCGAGCACCUCGCCAAAGAAGCUCUUUGGCUCGCUCUCCGCGAGCACUGGCCCGAGCAUCAACAGGAGAAAUUCCCCGAAAGCCCAGAACAGAUCAGAUUUGGGUUCACGGAGCUCUACGAAGACGGUUUCGGCGAUUCGAACUACCCAAAUCAGUGCCUCGAUUUGUGUGGGCAGACACGAUACACCAUUUGGUCUGCAUUGGUUCGCAUGAUAGAUUUGCGCAACUGCAUUGCACACCGACAGUACUGUUCGACGGCCAAACUGAGCGGUUUGAUGGAACGUGCACGGGUGCUGAUAGUUGCCGUCGGAAACGAGGAGCUUGCCAUGGAGGUCAAAGUCAUGAUGGAAGAGGUCGAGGAGCUUUCCAAGGCUUCGGGCGCUGAGAUUGCGAGCAAUUACCAGAUGGUCCUUCGUGGCGAAGACGUAAAGUGGAAAAUCUACCAUCAGAACUUCUUCUUCCGCAGUUGGAUUCUCAAGGACUUGCCGGGAGUCAUUGGUCAAGCGGCAAACGCCUGGCGAUCCAUCAACAGGAUUGUUGGCGAAGAUGAGGAUUUCGCUGCGAGGGUCAAGAAGGUGAAAAGUUGGACGUAUUGGAAAUACUGCGAUCGAGAGGUUGCAGAGAAGAGCUGCUACGCCGAUCGCGUUGAUGGUGAUAGCGCUGCUGGAGCGAUCGUCCAGGAGUUGCCUGAGGACACAGCUGGAGAGGUGGAUGGGUCGAGCAGAGCUGGUGAGAUCGGCGUGCUCGUGAAGGACGACUGCCAACAUAGCAGCACUCCUACCCUCUCGCAGACCAAACGGGAGGUCAAGGAAGUCCCGAUGUGGCCUGAGACCAAUCGAUCGACUUAUGGAAUUUGA